Molecule: messenger RNA, 1026 nt
Organism: Alnus glutinosa
Lineage: Eukaryota; Viridiplantae; Streptophyta; Magnoliopsida; Fagales; Betulaceae
Exons: 3
Coding region: 1-1026 (341 amino acids)
Molecular function (GO): zinc ion binding
Source: RefSeq, a predicted model, not a curated record
AUGGAUGCUGAUGCUUAUCGGUAUCUUAAUGAUAUCAACCCUGCAUCCUGGUCUAGUCAUGCCUUCUCUACACAUUCCAAGAGUGAUAUGCUUUUGAAUAAUCUCGCUAAGAUAUUCAAUGCAUGGAUCAAAGAUUCUAGGGACAAGCCGCUCUUAACUAUGCUGGAAAUGAUUCGGAGGCAGUUGAUGACAAGAUUUCAGCAAAAAAAAGAAGGAAUCCAAGCUGCUACUCACAAAGUAUGUCCCAAAAUUCAUAAGAAGUUGAAAAGAUCAAAAGAUGAAGUAAGGAACUGUAUAUGUAGAUGGCAAAAUGAGUUGGAGUUCAAGGUUGAUCACAUGUUUGGCACACGUCGAAUAGUUAAUUUGGAGCAAGGUACAUGCUCAUGUGGAAGGUGGCAGCUUAAUGGUAUCCCUUGUGCACAUGCUUGUGCUAUCAUUUAUAAGCAUAAACAUAAGCCUGAGCAAUAUUUAGAUGGUUAUUACAUGAUGGAGAAGUACAUGCAGGCAUACCAACCACAAGUACAUGCUAUGCCAGGGCUUGAAGAGUGGCCAGAUGUUGAUGGUUGUAAUGAAGUAUUGCCUCCAGUUGUGAGAGUUCAGCCUGGACAUACAAAAAAAGCUAGGAGAAGGGCACCCAAUGAGCCCAUCAACCUAUACAAGAUAAGCCGUAGUGGGUAUAUGGUUACAUGUGAGAACUGUGGGGGACAAGGUCACAACUACAAGGGUUGCCAUCUACCUCUAAACCCUAAUCGAAAGAAAUGGAACCCAAAGAAGAGAAAGACUUCAAAUGUAUCUGAAAAUGAAGUUGCAUCGUCCCAACUUGAUACGUCAUCCCAACCUCUUGCAUCAUCCCAGCUAUGUCAUCCCAACCUCCUGCAUCAUCCUAACCAACUACAUCAUCCCAACCUAUGCAGACUCGUGCUAAAAAGAGGAGUGGACAGACAAUGGAUGUUGAUGGUUGUGUUUUUUGUGAAUGUUGUUACUUUGGAAGUUGGAGGUUGUUAUUUUGGACAGACAAUAGGUUGA